UAAGGACUUAUUCGUAACGUUGGUGAAGCUGGAGGCAUUUUGCACAUAUGUUGCAAUAUAGCCUCGUGAGUUGGGACAGCAAUUAUUGAACCAAGAUCUGAUGCACCUUGCCCACUGUAUAGAGGAAGAAAAGAAGAGAUAGAGCAGCAUCUUUCAGACCGAAUCUCGCCCGACCUGUUUGCAGACCAGAGAUUGAGGCCCCGAUCGGGUUUGCCAUGGGGUCUCUUCUUUGGGAGCUCGAGAUGGCCUGAUGCAGGCUGCAGGUUCUAAUUGAUGGAGCACCGGCGUGAGUCCAUGGAGGAGGCGGAGAUCGCAGAUGAGGGGGAAGACGAAGAAUCUCCGGUGAUGCAGGGCGUCCUCGCCGAUCGAACUCCUCAAACCAGAGAUGUUUCAUUCCGAGGUAGAAGCAGAGUCUGGGAAACAGGGCCCCCGAUCAGUGCUUCGCUUGGCGCCAUGAGACCCCUUGUCUGGAAGCUGGACAUGCUGCUUAUAGCUCCUCCUCGGGAAUGCUCCUCGGAGAGUGUCAAGCACAAGAUGCAGCUCCUCAAAGAAGAUGUAGAAGAAAUAAGCUUCUGCCUUGAUACAAUGUCACAAGUGGAGGACCCUCCCCAGACUGCCAAGUGUUGGAUGAAUGAGGUGCGCGACCUGUCUUACAACAUGGAGGAUUACAUCAACAGCUUACAUAUGCGAGCUGCAGAUCCCUCCCUCAUUGCCGACGGCAUCAAGACCACUAGGUCCCACCGCAAAUGGUUCAGUCAUGUUAGGACUCCCAAGAAGCUUACGUGUGAGGAGCAGAUUGUGGAAUCAGUAUCUGAAUUCAGGAUAUAUAUCGGUGACGCGAUGAAACGACACAAGAUGUAUGGUCUAAGUUUUUUUAGCACCUUGAAGCGUACACUUGUGCCCGUUGGCCCUAUGCUUCAAACGCCAGCGCCGUACGGAGAAACAUCGGACAUAGUAAUCAAUGACCGCAUGAAUGAGUUUAUUAACUCAGUGGCUACCGAUGGGGCAGAUCAGCAGCAGCACAAGGUGUUAUCUGUUUUGGGAUCUGCUUGUCUUGGUAAGACUACACUUGCUAGAGUUUUAUACAACAGAAUUGGGUUGCAAUUUGAUUGUCGAGCAUUCAUUCGAGUGUCAAAAAAUCCUGAUAUGAAGAAAAUUUUAUGGGAUACGCUCUUGCAACUGGAGCAGCAGCAGUACCCACCACAAUACUGUAAGGUGGUUGACCUCAUUAACAAGAUAAAAAAUUAUCUACAAGACAAAAGGUACUUAAUUAUUGUUGAUGAUGUGUGGUCUGCAUCAGUAUGGGAUAGCAUCAAUCGUGCUUUUCCAAAGGUUAGUCAUGGCAGCAGAAUAAUAACAACUACACAGAUCGAAGACGUUGCUUUCAGAUGUUGCCGUUAUCAGUCAGAGCAGGUGUUUGAGAUGAAACCCCUAGAUGAUCGUCACUCAAGAAAGCUUUUCUUUAACAGACUUUUUGGCUCUGAAAGUAAUUGCCCUGAACAGUUCAAAAAGGUUUCAAAUGAAAUUGUUGCAAUGUGUGGUGGUUUGCCGCUAGCAACAAUUAGCAUAGCUAGUCUUUUAGCAAGCCAGCCCGCCACGACAGAGGAUUUAUUGAAGCACAUCCAUGGCUCACUGAGCUCUCUUUUCUCAGCAAAUCCUACCUCAGAAAGAACGAGACAAGCACUGAAUCUGAGCUUUAAGAACCUUCCUCAAUAUUUGAGGACAUGCUUGCUCUAUGUUAGUAUGUAUCAAGAGGGAUACACAUUCUGCAAGAAUGAUUUGGUGAAGCAAUGGAUGGCCGAAGGUUUCAUCAAUACAACCAAAGGGGAAGAUAUGGAGAAAGUUGCAGAAAGCUAUCUCCAUCAACUUAUUGGUAGAAAAUUCAUCCAGCCUAUAUGUAUGGACUACAACAAUGAGGUGUUGUCGUGUGUAGUUCAUGAUCUGGUACAUGAUCUUAUUGCAGAAAAGUCCGCGGAAGACAAUUUCAUUCUGGCAAUAGACUAUAGUGAAAAGGAUAUGGCGCUUUCUCAUAAGGCCCGUCGACUCUCUAUCCUCUUUGGCGAUGCAAGAGAUUCCAAAGCACCAGCAUACAUCAUAAAGUCACAAGUUCGGUCACUCACAUUUUCCGGGUUAUUUGAGUGUAUGCCUAGUAUUCCAGAGUUCAAGCUUCUUCGUGUUCUAAACCUUCAACUAUCCAAUUACGGUGGCUCCAAAGGACUCUGCCAUGACAACAACCCUGUAGACCUCAGUGUGAUUUCAGAACUGUCUCGAUUGAGAUAUUUGAAGAUUGCAUCUCAUCUCUGUAUAAAACUGCCAGAUUAUAUGGGAGGGCUGCAUUGUUUGGAAACACUGGAUAUUAUGGAUGCAACAGUCCUCAAAUUUAGAAUUAGUGCCUGUUUCCCAUACUUGUUGCACAUGUACCUCAGUCUCCUUGAUGGGAGAAAUGUGCAGAAUUGGAUUGAAGAGAUGUCGGACAUUCACAAGCUGAAACACCUGCAGGAUCUUCGUCUUAUCUUUUCUUCAGCACGGUCUUUAUCUCGGGAAGAAAACAUGAGAAGUCUGCGAGAUUUUAUCAGCGGGCAUGGUAACCUGAAAACUAUAGUAGUGGCUUGUGGCUCCCCAGAUAAGGUUAUUGACUGCGCUUCAGAUGCAACCAUUUCAUGGGAUGACAUGGCACCUCCCCCACUCCUCCAGAGAUUUGAAUUCUCGCCGCACGGAGGCUGCAUAUUCUCACGAAUACCACUGUGGGUUGAGAAACACAACCAUCUAAGCAUUUUGAAGAUUGCUGUGAAGGAACUUCAGAUGAUUUGUGUUGGUUUUCUCAGAGGAUUGCCUGCCCUCACUGCUCUGUCUCUGCAUGUGGAGACAAUGCCCGUUCACAAGAUCAUAUUUGACAAGCCCGGGUUCUCAGUUCUCAAGUACUUCAGGUUGAAGUUCAUGAAUGGUAUAGGUUGGCUAAAAUUUGAGGAGGAUGCAAUGCCUAAUCUAUUGAAGCUAAAGCUAGUUUUCAAUGCCAUCCCACAAAUCGACCAAUAUGAACAUGGUAUUCUCAGUAUCGACCAUAUGCCUAGCCUUAAAGAAAUCUCUGUAAAAUUUGGGGGUACAACUGCUGGUCGAGAGUAUGCAUUUGUUAAUAAUCAUAAGAGCAAUCCUUGGAUCAACAGGCAGUCGGUGGUUUAUAGUUCUAACGGCGACGAAAGCAGAAACCAGAAAAAACUGAAAUAUGAGAUUCUGGAGGAAGAACGAGAUGAGAUUGUGGAGGGAGAAAGAGAUGAAUACGAUAAGGAAUUGAAGAGCCGUCCUGAUCAAAGGAUUUCAAGAUCGCUGGAGUUUUCUUCCCGACCAUAUGUUCGAGCCCUACCCAUUGAUACAAUGGGACAGUGCUACGGCGAGGGCAUGUCCUCGCGCGCCAUGGAAGAUGACUUAGGAGUCGUGGUGGAGAUGCCCUCCCCUCCCCCGGCCAAUGGCAUGCCCCAAACAGCAUCACCGAAAGCCACGCCGGUGGCCACGGUCGGGACCCCGAGGUGCCGUAAGUCAGGAUCAACCACGCCCAUACAGCAGACGCCGCCCGGGGUGUCGCCUUCGUCGGUGAGGUCCACGUCCAGGAUGUUCUUCAAGCACCCCUUCCCAUCGCCAUCGCUGGCCAAGCACAUCAAGUCCAUGCUUCCCAAGAGGCUGGGCGGACGGAAGCCCAAGAAGGGGACAGUACCGGAGAAAGGCGGUGGUGGCAUCGGAGCCGCUGGGGAUGGGGCGGAAGUGGAAAGACCAUUAGACAAGACGUUUGGAUUCGUGGAAAACCACAGGGCCAAGUACGAGCUCGGGGAGGAGGUGGGGAGGGGCCACUUCGGGUACGUCUGCUCGGCCGUCGUGAAGGAGGGCGAGUACAAGGGACAGACCGCCGCUGUUAAGGUUAUCCCCAAAGCUAAGAUGACAACAGCCAUAUCCAUUGAAGAUGUUCGUGGGGAAGUGAAGAUUUUGAAAGCUCUAUCAGGGCAUAAGAAUCUUGUCAAAUUUUAUGACGCAUACGAGGAUGAUGAGAAUGUCUACAUUGUCAUGGAAUUAUGUGAGGGUGGAGAGUUGCUAGACAGAAUAUUAGCCAGAGGUGGGAGAUACAUAGAAGAAGAUGCUAAAGCGAUCGUUGUACAGAUUUUGAGUGCGGUGGCCUUCUGUCAUCUUCAGGGAGUAGUGCAUCGUGAUUUGAAGCCAGAGAACUUCCUUUUCACAACAAGAGAUGAAAAUGCUCCAAUGAAGUUGAUUGAUUUUGGACUCUCUGAUUUCAUUAGACCAGAUGAAAGGCUUAAUGAUAUUACUGGAUCUGCAUAUUAUGUUGCCCCAGAGGUUCUACGCAGAUCAUACAGUACGGAGGCAGACAUUUGGAGUAUAGGUGUCAUAACAUACAUUCUGCUCUGUGGUAGUCGGCCAUUUUGGGCACGGACAGAAUCUGGAAUCUUCCGAUCUGUAUUAAAAGAUAUUCCCAACUUUGAUGAUUCACCAUGGCCUUCAGUGUCAGCUGAAGCUAAGGAUUUUGUGAAGAUAUUUUUAAACAGGGAUUACCGCAAAAGAAUGAGUGCUGUUCAGGCACUGACUCACCCGUGGUUGCAGGAUGAUCAAAGACAGAUUCCGCUGGACCAUCUUAUUUACAGAUUUAUUAAGCAAUACCUUCGUGUCACACUUCUUACACGUUUGGCGCUAAAGGCAUUAUCCAAGGCUUUAAAGGAUAAUGAACUCUUGUAUCUUAGGCUACAGUUUAAACUGCUUGAACCUAGAGAUGGUGUUGUGUCAAUUGACAACUUUCGGACGGCUUUAACGCGGUAUCUAACUGAUGUGAUGAAGGAAUCAAGAACUCCUGAGUUUUUGGAUGCGUUGGAACCACUUGCACACAGGAGUAUGGAUUUCGACGAAUUCUGUGCUGCAGCUAUCAGCCCUUACCAACUUGCGGCCCUGGACAGAUGGGAGGAGAUUGCUCGAACAGCUUUUCAGAACUUUGAACAGGACGGCAACCGAGUAAUAUCAAUUGAGGAGUUCGCACAGGAACUAAAUGUUGCUCCAACUAAUAACUCCAUUGUGCAAGAUUUGAUCAGAAACACAGAUGGCAAGCUAACCUUUCUUGGGUUUAUCCAAAUUUUACAUCGUGGUGUAACUCCCUCCAUUCGUAACACCAAUAGAAAAACGACUUUACGUGAGCCCCAUUAGUUCCGGUUUGAUAACGGCCCGGUACUAAUGUGACCAUUAGUCUCGAUUCCAACGGCUAGGGGGCGUGGAUCAUUAGUCCCGGUUUGUGGCGUGCCUCUACUCCCGGUUCGUGUCACGAACCGAGACUAAAGGGGUGGUGUCAGGCUCGUGUCAGGCUUGGGUCCCCACGAGCACAUUUAGUUCCGGUUCGUGACACAAACCGGGACUAGAGGUGCACCUUUAGAAUCGGUUUGUAUAACCAACUGGGACUAAAGAUAUCACUAUAUAUAGUGCUUCGUCCAGCCCGAGCCGAAGCUCUCUGUUUUUCCCCUCCACUCUGUUUUCUUCCCCUCUUGCUCGAGCUCACCUCCAUUUUUACCAAAAUUUAACAAGAUUUGGAGGCACCCGUCCAUCCAAGUGUUCACAAAGGUGUGGUUUACUUAGUGCCUUUCUGUCCCCGUCCUAACCACCGUCGAUCGCCCCGCACCGUCCGGUCGCCGGCACCACCUUGGUGAUCCUCUUGUUCUUAUCCUUUUUUAUAAAAAAAUCAUGUUUGUGUGAUUUACAUAGUUACUAGUAAAAUCAUGUUUCUUACACUUACGUUGUCUGUUAUACAUAGUGACAUGGUUUUGAUAUCCAUUCCCAUCGGCCCUCGUCCGGUUUAUGAUUGCAUGUGGUAUAUUCUCUUUUAUAACUAUUUGUUGCAUUUCAUAUUUAUGACAAUUAUGCCCAUCAAGUUGACAUAGAUAUUUUUAUCUAGGAGGUAUGUGAACCGAAAAUUGCAACCGACCCUCUUGUUGAGAAGUUAAAUUUAGUUGAAAAAGAAAACGAGUAUUUGAAAGAAAAAUGAAAAGAAUUGAAGAAGAGAAGAUGAAACUGGAGUUGUAUGUUGCUGAUGUCGUCGAUGAUCACAAGAUCAAGAUGGAUGCAAUGCGCUUGAAGAUUAGAAAAUAUGCCGUCGAUAAUGAGGCUUGGUAUCAUUAUGUUGUUGGAACAAUUGUUACCUUAGUUGUGAUGUUGAUCACAUUUAUUAUUGGGUUUAAAUGCUUUAGCUAGAGAGUUUGUAUGUUUUUUAUGAGAAUAGGUGUGUAUGAACUUGUAUUAAUUUGGUCUUUUCGGUGUUGUGUAAUGAUGAUGAGCCGGCAAUGGAUGUACGGUGAACGAUGCUCUCCCCAAUUCAUUAAUGGCGUGCAUACUUUUCUGCUUGUGGUUGAGGAAAACAAGCGGCUGGA
Molecule: messenger RNA, 6404 nt
Organism: Triticum aestivum (bread wheat)
Lineage: Eukaryota; Viridiplantae; Streptophyta; Magnoliopsida; Poales; Poaceae
Product: CDPK-related kinase 3
Exons: 17
Coding region: 274-5193 (1639 amino acids)
Biological process (GO): defense response to other organism; protein phosphorylation
Molecular function (GO): ATP binding; protein kinase activity; calcium ion binding
Source: RefSeq, a predicted model, not a curated record